AUGUUGUCGCGACUGACGAUGCUGCGGAAGCUGAGCGCUCGCCUCGCGCCGGCCGCCGCUGCUCCAAUACUUUCAGCCAGUUUCUCUUCACCAGCCGCUAGCCGUCGCGCACGACGCUUGCGUAGAUCCAAAACUAGCGCCAAAGCGGCCGAUAAUUCGUCUGCAGACCCGCGAACUCCUUCCAUUUUGGCGGACAUUGCUGAGCUCUCGCGAAACGGCCUAGCGCGGCGCGUGGAGAUGCCAACGGAGCUGUUGGAGCGUCUUGCAUCCGUCGUACGUAGCCGCACGCACUCGCAGCUCGAGAUGCUACGCCAGAAGCACGUAGGUGACCGCCGGAAUACGCGACAGGUGCCACUUGACAUGAGCAAGACACCUCUGGGCUGGACCAUGGACCGCAGCCAGCAGAUCCCGCCCUUUGCCUACGGCCCGGCCGAAACGCUGGCCUUCCUGGCCUACGAGAUGGAGGCCACUUACGCCUGCACACACGCUGUAUUCACUGAGCUGCAGAAACGACUACCCGACUUCAAGCCUAAGUCCGUGCUGGACUUCGGUUCAGGACCCGGUACGGCAUCUUGGGUGGCCAAAGAUUUCUAUGACCAAUCACUGGAUAAAUAUCGCGUGGUGGAGCCCAGCCAGUCUAUGGUGGACGCGGCUGAGGUCGUGCUCGAGGGAUUUCCAGGCUUGAGUAUGCGUCGCAAUAUCACCGACUUGUCCAGAGACAUCGAUGCUGGCAACAAAUACGACCUCGUAGUAGUGAGCUACGUGUUUUCAGAUAUCACGAACGACUUCGAGCGUGUCGCGACUACCUCAGCACUAUGGGAGCUGCUGAGCGAGGACGGGUGUCUGGUGAUUGUAGAUCGUGGUAGUCCGUGGGGGUCGCAUCACGUGCGAUCCGCGCGUCAGUUUGUGCUGGACUUGGUUGCUAAGGAUGCAAAUGGCAAGGAAGGUGUGCGCAUUGUGGCCCCGUGCCCGCAUCAUGAUGAGUGUCCAGUAGGUGGAAACACGUGGUGUCACUUUGUGCAGCGCUCGCCUGUAGUGAAUCGCCCUCGUGAAGUGACUACUAAGCGCUGGCAUGGGCAGAAGGGCUCCAAGUUCUCGUACAUGAUCAUGCAGAAGACACGCAAAGGAAGUGAGGAAGAUGCCGCCGCGAAGAAGAAGAAACCGAUUGCACGCUUGCUUCUAGGCCCACUGCUUGCUACCCGCCACGUGCAUCUUGACCUGUGCACUCCGGAGGGAAAGCAUGAGCGUCGUAGUGUAACCAGAGGUAAAGCAGUUCGUGAGGUGUAUCGUGCGUCGCGGAAGGCACAUUGGGGAGCGUUAUGGCCAGCUGACGAGUCCAGUUACCUGAAGGACAAGUAG
This is a messenger RNA of Phytophthora infestans T30-4, 1359 nucleotides long. RefSeq lists its product as uncharacterized. The transcript has 3 exons. The coding region runs from base 1 to 1359 and encodes 452 amino acids. Gene Ontology annotation, molecular function: structural constituent of ribosome; methyltransferase activity. Lineage: Eukaryota; Oomycota; Peronosporomycetes; Peronosporales; Peronosporaceae. Gene Ontology annotation, cellular component: mitochondrial small ribosomal subunit. The record is from RefSeq and is a predicted model, not a curated record. Gene Ontology annotation, biological process: translation.